Molecule: messenger RNA, 1313 nt
Organism: Salvelinus sp. IW2-2015
Lineage: Eukaryota; Metazoa; Chordata; Actinopteri; Salmoniformes; Salmonidae
Product: transcription factor 24
Biological process (GO): regulation of transcription by RNA polymerase II; developmental process
Molecular function (GO): RNA polymerase II transcription regulatory region sequence-specific DNA binding; protein dimerization activity; DNA-binding transcription factor activity, RNA polymerase II-specific
Source: RefSeq, a predicted model, not a curated record
ACCACGAUGCGCAGCGGAGAAGCUGUGAUUGGAGAUUGUUAGAGGAGCUGCGGUCAAGAGCAGUCGAGCUCUGGGUCUCUGUUGGUCUUCGUUAGGGUGGCUGGGUAUCUGUUUGGGGCUGGUUGGUCUUCAGUUAGGUGGCUGGGGGUCCUGAAGUAUUCAUGGCUGAAAAGCAGCUGGAGGAUCCUAAGUCCAUCCCAGCAGAGCAGACCAAGAUGUAUUCACAGAACCAGUUCAGUCUGAGAACACCGCAGCCUGGACACAGACAGUCCACACGUAGGGAUCCUAAGAAGUGGGUGAGGUCUGGGUGUGUUAAUGGGGUGCAGCCUAGCAGGGCCAUGAAGUCCCAUCACUCCCCAGAGAACGCGGCCAGGGAGAGGAGCCGUGUGCGUAACCUCCGUCAGGCCUUCCACAGCCUGCAGGCAGCCCUGCCCUCCGUCCCCCGUGACACCAAGCUCUCCAAGCUGGACGUGCUGGUCCUGGCCACCGACUACAUCGCCCACCUUACUGAGACCCUGGAUCAGGGAGGGCCUCUGUCUGAACUCCCACUACCCCCCAGGGCAGGGGGCUACCUCCACCCAGUCAAGAAGUGGCCGAUGCGCUCCUUGCUGUACUGUGGGAGUGUGGGAGGACUGCUGUCAGCCAAUCAGACGCCAGUGUCAGGAGAGAAGGAGACACAUCCACUGACCUCUAACCCAGAGGUCAACAUGGACAGAUCCAUUUAGUAUUAGGAGCGAUGAAAUACCAAUAUAUCCAACUGUGCUGCUUAUGAAACUGCAGUGAAUUGCAACGUACAUGUAAUGUACUUGCUGAACACAGAAACUCCUACAAUGUCCAGGGGAUUAGAUACAGUGAUUAAGAUAUAAAAUACAAAACCAAAGGAUCGCUUUGCUUAGCACAUUGUACCACUUAUUUAUUACACUGCAUAAAACAUAAAUCACUAAAAGUGUGUAAAAUAAUUUGUUAUGAUCAAAGAGUGCAAUGUUUUUUUUUGUUGAGGGUCUCAAAGCAAUGUUGACCAUUUCAGUGACUUAUUGUGUUUUUAGCUUUAAGAUUAAUUAAAGUUGAUCUUUAUCCCUGUCUCCUGGAUUUGUUUUAUUUUUAGUGUUGUAGUUGUGUUUGGGGUGGGAGUGAAAGGAUGGACAGAUUAACAGAAGGGGAGGAUUGUUGUGAGAACACUUGGCAACCAUGUAUUCAGCUGUGGAGCCCUGAGUACUAGUCCAUAUCUGUGUAAUAAUGCUCGCUUGCGAGUAAACAUUUAUUCACACAGCAAACUUUGCUAAGUUGAUGUAAAUUACACAUUAUGGCUUUGU